Molecule: messenger RNA, 1702 nt
Organism: Aspergillus pseudonomiae
Lineage: Eukaryota; Fungi; Ascomycota; Eurotiomycetes; Eurotiales; Aspergillaceae
Product: P-loop containing nucleoside triphosphate hydrolase protein
Exons: 3
Coding region: 328-1656 (442 amino acids)
Molecular function (GO): GTP binding; GTPase activity
Source: RefSeq, a predicted model, not a curated record
CAGACAAGUAGACAAGUCACAGCCUGCGGAUUGACUGGACUUACAUGCCUGGCCAAGUGCUGUUGGGCCUUGACUUUUGCCUUGCGUGCCUCAUUUUUAUUUCAUUCUAUUUUUGUUUUGCUGAUUGCUUGGUUUUGUUGUUUCUUUUUAUCUGUUUGUAUACAUGGCUUGUUUCCCUGUUAUCUUCCUUCUUUCUAUAUCUCUAUCUUCGUCAGUAAAUCUCCCUAACUUCAACAUCAACCCUAACCACCUCCCUCGGCAAACUAAACAACCCUAACUGAACACAUCUACCCUCUCAACCACCUCCUAACCAAAGGAACACCCAAAAUGACCACAAAAGGCUACUUCGCCGGUAUCCGCCGCAGCUCCACAGAGCCGAUCUCGAAACCGGCCCGGCGAAUAUCAGUUGCAUCGGGUGCAAAUGCAAUACCAGAAGUAUCCUCACCACGCCGCAACAGCCACAACGUGCACUUCCGCGAGAGGGACACAAAUACCCAACAAGAUGACACGGUCGUGAUCGCUGUCAUGGGCGUCACGGGCUCCGGGAAGAGUUCCCUGAUAUCUCUUCUUGCGGAUCAGCCGGUGGGUAUUGGGCAUAAUUUGCAGUCUCAUACAACCCACACAGACAUGUUCAGCUUCUCGCACCCCGAAACCAAACGCACCGUUAUCCUCCUCGACACCCCCGGCUUCGACGACACCGAGCGCUCCGACACGGAAAUCCUGAAAGAGAUCUCCUGCUUCCUGGCCAUGAUCCACGAGAAGCGGUGGCGGCUAGUGGGCAUCGUGUACCUGCACCGCAUCACGGACCCGCGGCUGGGGGGCUCUGCGAUGAAGAACCUGCACAUGUUCGAGAAGCUGUGCGGCAGCGGCAGCUUCCCGGGCGUGGUGCUGGUGACCAACAUGUGGGGGGACCUGGAGCCAACAGAGGCCGGGAGGGCGCUCGGGGAGCGACGAGAGGCGGAGCUGAAGGGCCAGUUCUGGAAGACGAUACUCGCGCAGGGGGGCAAUGUGAUGCAGCAUGAUGGGUCGAGGGAGAGCGCGGCGGCCAUUGUGUCGUCGCUGGUGCGGCGGAAUGAGGAGGUGGUGUUGCAUAUCGUGCAUGAGUUGGUCGAGGAGCGGAAGACGCUGGAUGAGACCGAGGCCGGGCAGUAUGUUCAGGCUGAGCUCUUGAAGAUCAAGAAGAAGUAUGAUCGUGAGAUCGCCGAUCUUCAGGAGAGUAUGGAGGAGGCCAUGGAGGCCAGGGACGAGGAGACCGCCCGCGCUAUCAAGAGGGAGAGGGAGGCGGCCAAGGCGAAGGUGGCGCAGAAGGCGCGCGAGUCUAAGGGCCUCCGCAUCUCGAUGCAGCAGCUCGUGCAGGAGAAGAUGGCCGAGUAUGAUGCUCGUGCCACGGAGCCGGAUAACCAGGAGGCCGUCCGGGGUCGUAUCGCGGAGCUCUUUGAAGAGUUCAAGUCCGAGAUGCGCGAGGAGAUGCGGGAAGAGCUGGAGGCCGAGAUGCGGGACGUCAAGGAAAGACUGGCGAGGAUCGAAACCGGGCCGACUGAGAAGGCUGAGCAGCGCGUUGAACAGCGAGAGGAGGAACAGCCGAAGGAAGAUAACAAGUCGGGCGGGCUCAUGGGAUGGUUCUCCAGACCUCUCAGCGGGUUCAGCCGAGCCUGAACGAGUGGCAACGCAUCAUGGUUUAUGCUGGAGGGAUACUGCACUU